AUGGCUACCUAUUUUAUGUUCCGUUUUGUUUUAUUAUCCUCUUAUUUUCUGCUUCUUCUCUCUGCUGCAUCUUAUUCAGAAUACGAUAAAGAAUGUGUAAUAGGAAGAAACACUUGGUGUGGAUAUCUUGGGGAAUUCCCCCUUCUCUCCUCCUUCACUACCGUUAAUAAAAGCGAAUGUGGGUUUUACAUAAGUGGUUGUGACAAUAACACUUCGGAGAAAAAAAUCCUUCUCAAAAACCAAAUGUAUAUAGUUGUUAGCAUGAAUCAUAUGCACAAUUCAAUUAUCAUCUAUGACCCAAGUUCUUCUGAAUUAGAUUUAGAAUCAUUAUUCCGUUUUGCCUAUUUUCCCAUUUCCAUUUUUACCAGGUCCAGUGGCUGUUCUAUUGCAGGAGGCUUAUGUCUAUCAGAUCAGGAAAUUUUAACUAUCAAUUGUGUCUCUGAAAACGAACAGCAUUUUAAAACUUUGAGCGAAGAUUAUUCCCGUCUUGAAAGAAAGGAACGGCAUUUGAAAGCUGCAGUAAGAGGUUUAUCUAUUGGACUGGCAACUGUGAUAGCAAUUGCCUUGUUUGUUAUAAUUUUACUUUUGUACUAUCGGAGAAUCAAAUCUUCAGGCCUCAAAAACCAAUCAAGAGCUAAUUAUCGCGGUCUUUCAAGAAAUACAACAAUCCCAGAAAGUGGAGCUGUCUACUUGGGGAUUCCUGUCUUCUCCUAUGAGGAGCUCCAAAAGGCAACAGACAAUUUUAAUCAAGCUAGAGAACUUGGAGAAGGAGGCUUUGGGACUGUUUACUACGGAAAGCUUGGAGAUGGACGUGAAGUUGCAGUGAAGCGCCUAUUCGAGCGUAGCUACAGACCAGUAGAAUCAUUCACAAACGAAAUUCAGAUCCUCACACGCAUGCGCCACAGAAAUCUUGUAUCCCUUUAUGGCUGCACUUCACGCCACAGUCGUGAGUUGCUGUUAGUGUAUGAAUAUAUCCCGAACGGCACCGUCAAUAGCCAUCUCCACAACAAAAAAGAAAACCAAAGCUCAUCUUUACCCUGGGCUGUGAGAAUGAAAAUAGCCAUAGAAACUGCUGGUGCAUUAACUUAUCUCCAUGCUUCUGAUGUCAUUCACCGAGACGUGAAAACCAGCAACAUUCUCCUUGACAACAGUUUUUGUGUUAAGGUUGCUGAUUUUGGUCUUUCGAGACUGUACCCUAAUGAUGUCACUCACGUCUCCACAGCGCCUAGAGGAACACCGGGCUAUGUUGAUCCAGAAUACCGGUUAUGUUACCAGCUAACAAUUGAUUUCUCAAGGGAUAGAGAUGACAUUAAGUUGGCAAAUCUAGCAAUAAGGAAGAUUCAGAGAAGGGAAUUUUCUGAGUUGAUUGAUCCUUCUCUUGGUUUUCAGACAGAUGAGAAUUUAAAAAAUGUGAUAAGUUGUGUUGCAGAAUUGGCCUUCCGGUGUUUGCAAGAUGAGAAGGAAUUGAGGCCCUCUAUGAGUGAAGUAUUUGAGGUACUGCAGAAAAUUGAAAGUGGCAAAGGUGACGCGGAGAAUUAUGAGGGGAUUGAUUUUCAUCAUGGAAUAGGAGUAGCACAAAGUUUUGCACAUCCAUCACUUACAAACACUUGGAUGAAGCCACAGCGCCAUCAACAAACACUUUGA
Molecule: messenger RNA, 1644 nt
Organism: Vicia faba (fava bean)
Lineage: Eukaryota; Viridiplantae; Streptophyta; Magnoliopsida; Fabales; Fabaceae
Source: the annotation of a GenBank genome assembly